This is a messenger RNA of Oncorhynchus keta (chum salmon), 1712 nucleotides long. Its product is annotated as collagen alpha-2(IV) chain-like. Lineage: Eukaryota; Metazoa; Chordata; Actinopteri; Salmoniformes; Salmonidae. The annotation marks the transcript as partial. The record is from RefSeq and is a predicted model, not a curated record. The transcript has 11 exons.
GUGUUUCCGGUGUUUCCGGUGUUUCCGGUGUUUCCGGUGUUCCCGGUGUUUCCGGUGUUUCAGGUGUUUCAGGUGUUCCCGGGGUUUCAGGUGUUCCCGGUGUUCCCGGUGUUUCAGGUGUUCCCGGUGUUCCCGGUGUUCCCGGUGUUUCAGGUGUUCCCGGUGUUUCAGGUGUUCCAGGUGUUCCAGGUGUUCCAGGUGUUCCCGGUGUUUCAGGUGUUUCAGGUGUUCCCGGGGUUUCAGGUGUUCCCAGUGUUUCAGGUGUUUCAGGUGUUUCAGGUGUUUCAGGUGUUUCAGGUGUUUCAGGUGUUCCAGGUGUUCCAGGUGUUCCCGGUGUUUCAGGUGUUUCAGGUGUUUCAGGUGUUCCCGGGGUUUCAGGUGUUCCCGGGGUUUCAGGUGUUUCAGGUGUUUCAGGUGUUUCAGGUGUUUCAGGUGUUUCAGGUGUUUCAGGUGUUUCAGGUGUUCCCGGUGUUCCCGGGGUUUCAGGUGUUCCCGGGGUUUCAGGUGUUUCAGGUGUUCCAGGUGUUCCCAGUGUUUCAGGUGUUCCCGGUGUUCCAGGUGUUCCAGGUGUUCCAGGUGUUCCCAGUGUUUCAGGUGUUUCAGGGGUUUCAGGUGUUCCCGGGGUUUCAGGUGUUCCCGGGGUUUCAGGUGUUCCCGGGGUUUCAGGUGUUCCCGGUGUUUCAGGUGUUUCCGGUGUUUCAGGUGUUUCAGGUGUUCCCGGGGUUUCAGGUGUUCCCGGUGUUUCAGGUGUUCCCGGUGUUUCAGGUGUUUCAGGUGUUUCAGGGGUUUCAGGUGUUCCCGGGGUUUCAGGUGUUCCCGGGGUUUCAGGUGUUCCCGGGGUUUCAGGUGUUCCCGGGGUUUCAGGUGUUCCCAGUGUUUCAGGUGUUUCAGGUGUUUCAGGUGUUUCAGGUGUUCCAGGUGUUCCCAGUGUUUCAGGUGUUCCAGGUGUUCACAGUGUUCCAGGUGUUCCAGGUGUUCCAGGUGUUCCCGGUGUUUCAGGUGUUCCAGGUGUUCCCGGUGUUCCCGGUGUUUCAGGUGUUUCAGGUGUUUCAGGUGUUCCCGGUGUUCCCGGUGUUCCCGGUGUGUUCCCAGUGUUUCAGGUGUUCCCGGUGUUCCCGGUGUUCCCGGUGUUCCCGGUGUUCCCGGUGUUCCCGGUGUUCCCGGUGUUUCAGGUGUUCCAGGUGUUCCCGGUGCUUCAGGUGUUCCCGGUGUUUCAGGUGUUUCAGGUGUUCCCAGUGUUCCAGGUGUUCCCGGUGCUUCAGGUGUUCCAGGUGUUCCAGGUGUUCCCGGUGUUCCCGGUGUUUCAGGUGUUCCAGGUGUUCCCAGUGUUUCAGGUGUUCCCGGUGUUCCCGGUGUUUCAGGUGUUCCAGGUGUUCCAGGUGUUCCAGGUGUUCCAGGUGUUCCAGGUGUUCCCAGUGUUUCAGGUGUUCCCAGUGUUUCAGGUGUUCCCGGUGUUUCAGGUGUUCCAGGUGUUCCCAGUGUUUCAGGUGUUCCCGGUGUUCCCGGUGUUCCCGGUGUUCCAGGUGUUUCAGGUGUUCCAGGUGUUCCCGGUGUUCCAGGUGUUUCAGGUGUUCCCAGUGUUCCCGGUGUUCCCGGUGUUCCAGGUGUUCCAGGUGUUCCAGGUGUUCCCGGUGUUCCCGGUGUUUCAGGUGUUCCAGGUGUUCCCGGUGUUCCCGGUGUUCCCGGUGUUCCCGGUGUUUCAGGUGUUUCAG